AUGGCUGCUCAACUUUACAAGACAGAAAAUGGUCGUCUGUUCCAUGCCGGAGCAGUGGCCAUUAUCACUGUAGGAUUACCCGCAAGAGGUAAAACACAUGUAUCACGGUCGUUGUGUCGGUAUAUGCGCUGGAUGGGCGUUUCUACCAAGGUUUUCAGUGUCGGCAAUUACCGCCGAGAACGACUUCGCACCAUUCCCGAAGAAUACUUUGAUCCCAAUAACAAGGCAGCUUUUGCGGCACGAAUCAGAAUUGCCGAUGACUGUUUAGAUGAUUUGAUCGAAUGGUUACAGCAUGGCGGAGGCCAAGUGGCCAUUUACGACGGCAACAACGUGACAGAAGAACGACGCCGAGAAAUCCACGACAAGCUCGUAAACCAGGAUAUUCAUCCUCUUUUUAUAGAAUCCAUUUGCAACAAACCCGAAAUCGUUUUGGCCAAUAUUCGCAGUGUCAAGAUCUCCUCACCCGAUUAUGUUGGAUGGGAACCAGAAGAAGCCGUCAAAGAUUACACAAAAAGAAUCGAGCAACACAAGAUCAAUUACGAAACCAUUGCCGAUUUGUCGUUGCCUUUUGUCAAGUUGAUGAAUGUGGGUGAACAGCUCAUUGUCAACAAUGUACAGGGAUAUCUUCAGUCGCGUGUGGUGUAUUACCUUAUGAAUCUUCAUAAUCGUCCACGCACCAUUUAUUUUGCUCGCGCGGGUGAAUCAUUGAACCCCAAUCUAUACAAAGUGGAUGCUGAAUUGUCCCCGGAAGGACGACAAUACGCGGAAAACUUGAAAAAUUUUAUGAUUGCCUACCGAGAAAAGAAGCGAACAGAAGCGAACAAUUCAGAGGAUCAAGAGAGACCAUUGUCGAUCUGGACAUCGACGAGAAAGAAGAGCCGACAGAGCGCUUUACCUUUUGCGGAAGCCGGUUUCCCUGUUCGACAACACUCUGUUCUGACUCAACUUAAUCCGGGCGAAGUGGAUGGACUCACUCCUGAGGAAAUCAAGCAAAAAUUCCCAGAGGAAGUGGCAAGAGCCCGUCAGGAUCCUUACCGUCACCGUUACCCGCGGGCUGAGUCCUAUCAUGAUUUGGCUAUUCGAUUAGAGUCCAUCAUCAUGGAAUUAGAGCGGGAAAAGAACGAUGUUCUUAUUAUUGCUCACGAUACAGUAUUACGUUGUCUUUAUGCGUAUCUCUUUGACAGACCCGAAAGCGAAAUUCCGACGAUCUCGAUUCCUCGACCAUUUUUAGUGGAAAUCACUCCCACCGCUUAUGGAUGCAAGGAAACCCGCAUGGAAAUCACACCAGAAUCUUGUGUUUAA
Messenger RNA from Radiomyces spectabilis, 1302 nucleotides. Its product is annotated as 6-phosphofructo-2-kinase-domain-containing protein. The coding region runs from base 1 to 1302 and encodes 433 amino acids. Lineage: Eukaryota; Fungi; Mucoromycota; Mucoromycetes; Mucorales; Radiomycetaceae. The record is from RefSeq and is a predicted model, not a curated record. Gene Ontology annotation, biological process: fructose metabolic process; fructose 2,6-bisphosphate metabolic process. The transcript is spliced from 12 exons. Gene Ontology annotation, molecular function: fructose-2,6-bisphosphate 2-phosphatase activity; 6-phosphofructo-2-kinase activity; ATP binding. Gene Ontology annotation, cellular component: cytosol.